This is a messenger RNA of Scedosporium apiospermum, 1368 nucleotides long. RefSeq names its product putative squalene synthase. The record is from RefSeq and is a predicted model, not a curated record. Bases 1 to 1368 code for a protein of 455 amino acids. Gene Ontology annotation, cellular component: endoplasmic reticulum membrane. Gene Ontology annotation, biological process: ergosterol biosynthetic process; farnesyl diphosphate metabolic process. NCBI's taxonomy places the organism in Eukaryota, Fungi, Ascomycota, Sordariomycetes, Microascales, Microascaceae. The transcript is spliced from 3 exons. Gene Ontology annotation, molecular function: squalene synthase [NAD(P)H] activity.
AUGGGUGCCCUCUACUUCCUUCUUCAUCCCAAUCAGCUCAAGGCUAUCAUUCAAUGGAAACUCUGGCAUGAACCGGUCCACAGGCGAAACCCAGCAACGGAGCCCAAGACCCUUCAAUCAUGUUUCCGCUUUCUCGACCUGACGAGCCGAAGUUUUUCGGCCGUCAUCCAAGAACUCAACCCCGAGCUUCUCGUUCCCGUUGCGCUCUUCUACCUCGUGCUUCGUGGCCUUGACACCAUCGAGGAUGACAUGACAAUUGAUAUCAAGAAGAAGGAACCUCUGCUGAGGAACUUUAACAAGAACAUGAUCAUCGAUGGCUGGACCUUCAACGGCAACGGCCCCAACGAGAAGGACCGGGAGCUUCUAGUCCAUUUCGAUGACGUGGUGGUGGAACUGAAGAAGGUCAAGCCUGAGUACUUCGAGAUUAUUGACGACAUUACCGUCAAGAUGGGCAAUGGCAUGGCCGACUACGCGCUAAACGCCGAGUUCAAUACCAAUGGGGUGAACACCGUGAAAGACUACGAGCUUUACUGCCACUACGUAGCAGGAUUGGUCGGUGACGGCUUGACCCGCCUCUUUGUCAAGUCCCAGCUAGCGAUUCCCAAACUCCUCGAGAAGCCGAGCUUGACCGAGUCUAUGGGUCAAUUCCUCCAAAAGACCAACAUCAUCCGCGAUAUCCGCGAGGACUUCGAGGACGGACGCCGUUUCUGGCCCAAGGAGAUUUGGUCGCAAUACGUUAAGGAGUUUGGCGACCUCUUCAAGCCCGAGAACCGACCCUUGGCAGUGCAGUGCCUGAAUCACAUGGUCCUCAACUCGCUGAAACACGUCGAGGAGUGCAUCUUCUACAUGGCCGCCAUCAAGGAUCAGAGCGUCUUCAACUUCGUCGCCAUCCCGCAGAGCAUGGCCAUCGCGACCCUGGAGCUCGUCUUCAACAACCCCGACGUGUUUGACAGGAACGUCAAGAUCACCAAGGGCGACGCUUGCCGGCUCAUGACCGAGUCCACCCAGAACCUGAGGGUUGUGUCUGAAGUCUUCAGGAGGUAUAUCCAGAGGAUACACAAGAAGAACGAUCCCCGGGACCCCCACUACUUGGAGAUUAGCCUGCAGUGUUCGCGCGUUGAGCAGUUCAUCGAUACCAUUUUCCCUCCGCAGACGGCCGAGGUACAACGAAAGCGGUAUCAGAACGAUCAGAUGGCGGAGAGUCAGGGUAUGGAUCUCUCUGACGGCGCGUUCCUUGUUGCUGUGGUUGUUGGCACCAUGGUGCUGAUUGCUGGCUUGAUGAUUGGUGGUGCGUAUCUGGCCAACCUUUACUUUACCAAGUACUGGCCCGAGGAUAUGAUAACGGAAAUUGGACGUGACGAAUUGUAA